AAACUCACACUUAUAAGUUCUUGUUUCAUCGAAUAUUGAGCAAUAAUUGGGGCCUUGGGGGAUAAAUGGAUUGAGUCAAUUAUAUAACUGAGCGCACAUGGAAACAUCAAUCAAAUUCCAUAUUCUUUACCUACAAAGAAACAACCAACCAAACAGCUCAUUGCUUCUCUUAUCUAUUUUCUAUUCAUUUCUCGACCGUCACAGAAAAAACCAAACAGUUUACUAUUUCUUUCACUCUUUUUAGUUUUUAUUAAAGAAAACGUUCCUAGAAUGAAUUGUAUUAUUUGAAAAAUACUACCUUUUGAACUGUAAUCUUUGAACCAACAUAUUAUAUCCAUUUCUCCAAGAAAAACAAAAUACAAUAUCACAACUUAAAUCGGCUGCACUAUUCUUUCCAACUGUUUAUUUUUCUUUAUUUUUCAACUAAGAUCUCAGUUGGCUUUACAGAGAUUAAUGUGAUAGUAUAGUACUUUUAUUUACCAACUACAAAGAAUUGGAACAAUUCGAAAAUGAUUAAGUGUUGGUGUUAAUCAAACUGUAAAGUGCUAGUUACACAGUUGGCCUUACAUGCAUCCAUGUGUAUAUAUAACUCACAGUCACAACACAUCAGAACACACCACAAAAUACUAAACAUAUAAUCUCUUUGUGCUUUCUCAAGAACCACUUAGAGAUAAAUCAAUGGAGGCAAUGAAGAUGAGACUCUUUGUGGCGGUUUUGGUGGCGGCGAUGGCUUUUUCUACUGUGCAACAGGUUGCCGCGGUGGAGGCUCCCGCUCCGAGUCCUACCUCCGACGCUUCUUUGUCCAUCCCGGCUUUCUUCGCCUCUGUAGCCACUUUGGCCUUUGGGUUUCUCUUCUAGACAAAUUUGUUUUUGUCUUUUUGAUGUGAUAAAAACCAUAUUCUUGAUUUUUUUUUUGUUUUUCUUUCUUAUGUACUGUUCUAAGAUUUUCCACAUUUGAAUAUCAAUAAAAAUAUCUCUAUCACUUUUUUUAA
This is a messenger RNA of Arabidopsis lyrata subsp. lyrata, 992 nucleotides long. Its product is annotated as arabinogalactan peptide 13. NCBI's taxonomy places the organism in Eukaryota, Viridiplantae, Streptophyta, Magnoliopsida, Brassicales, Brassicaceae. Bases 679 to 858 code for a protein of 59 amino acids. The record is from RefSeq and is a predicted model, not a curated record. The transcript has a single exon.